GUAUGUGUGUGUGUGUGUCAGUGCUCAGUGUUCCAAAGGCUGGCCUCAAACCUUGUGCUCAAGCCACCCUCCUGCCUCAGCUUCUAGAAUACCUGGGACUGUGGAUAACCGGCCACACUUUACUGGCUAAAGUAGGAGUCCUUACCCUGCUGCAUUUUUUGCGGUGAGAAGGCAUGGUUCUCAAAUGAAUCCCACACAUUUCCCACCUGCUGCCGCCAAGAAAGAUUAAGAAUCAAGGACUUGAACAAAAUUAUUAGGAAUCUUAGGCAAAGUAAACAAUCUCCAUUUCAUGUUUAGUCUUGAAUCUAGACCAAAUCUAUAAGCAGUGGCUUAUUUUCAUUCAUGAUAGCUCAUCUUCAAGAGUCCAGGAAUCCCAAAUGUCCCAUGUUUAGUAAUAGGGAAAACGAGUUCAAAAAGCAAAAGCCACACGGGUGCGGUGGCGCAUGCCUUUCAUCCCACCGACUCCGAAGGCCGAGGCAGGAGGGCAUCAAAUUAGUCUCAAGAUUUGUCUCAAAAUAAACAAUUAAAAAAAAAAAGAGGCUGGGGAUGGGCUUGGGAGUUAAGUGCCUGUGGGUUAAAUCUCCAGUACCAAAAGAAAAUGAGUCACUUGAAAGCGGCAGAAGAGAACUAAAUGCAGAAGCUCCACGACCAAAGUGAAAUGCCUAGGGACUGACUGAAUUACCUGUAGUGAGGGAGAAACCGGGUCCCAGGCAGGACAGUGGCUACUGCGUGUCCCCACCCACAUCUUUCCCCUGGGUGUCUGGGUAUGGCGAGGCUGGAGGGACAACAAGGGCUGAGCGCAAAGCCUCGUACCCGACCCGAGCGCGUAGAGUUAGAGCGCGGAAACUCGCAUGGGCUUGCGGGCGAGUUCCGCCGGAAGCGGUUCCCGGCUGGCCUAGCGCAGAGCAGGCUGGGAGCGGCGGCCCGGCUGCGGUCCUUCAGCUCGCCUGCCGGGGCAGUGUUGCGUUGAGUUAUGAUGACAGGCAAGACACGCCUCUUUUACGUCCCCGGAUCCCCUGAGUCCCUUUCUUAGCUUCUGGUCAUUUCGCGCUUGUUGGGGAGUCCCGCCUCUUCCCUCGACCGCACCACCCGGAGCCCUUGGCGUAUUAAGAUCCGCCUCUUACGGAAGCCGAGGCGGACCGUCAGAAUCCGGAAGAAAAACAACCCGGAGAGAGCAAGACCAGCCUCUAGAGGGGCUUCCCUGGCUGGGAUCUGCUGGGGAAAGGAGACGCGAGCCCGCCGGGUCACAGCGUGGGAAUGGCGGCCUUGAACCUGCGGAAGAUGCCUGGGAAGAAAAGAGAGAAGCUUAGUGUACAUGUUGUGACGUGGAAUGUAGCCUCAGCAGCACCCCCUCUAGACCUCAGUGACCUGCUUCAGCUGAACAAACAAGAUAUGAAUCUGGACAUAUAUAUUAUUGGUUUGCAGGAAAUGAACUCUGGGAUCAUAAGCCGCCUUUCUGACACUGCCUUUGAAGACCCAUGGAGCAGUUUCUUCAUGGAUGUACUUUCCCCUCUCAACUUCAUUAAGAUCUCCUAUGUCCGCAUGCAGGGACUCCUCUUACUGGUGUUUGCCAAGUAUCAACAUUUGCCCUACAUCCAGAUCCUCUCUACAAAAACCACUCCUACUGGCUUUUACGGGUACUGGGGGAACAAAGGGGGAGUCAUCAUCUGCCUGAAACUGUAUGGCUACUAUGUCAGCAUCAUCAACUGCCACCUGCCUCCCCAUGUGGCCAACAAUGACCAGCGACUGGAGCACUUUGACCGGAUCCUAGAGAUGCAGAAUUUUGAGGGACAUAAAAUCCCCAACAUCCUGGACCAUGACCUCAUUCUCUGGUUCGGAGACAUGAACUUCCGGAUCGAGGAUUUUGGGUUGCACUUUGUUCGGCAAUCCAUAAAAAAUCAGUGCUACAGUGACCUGUGGGAGAAAGAGCAGCUCACCAUUGCCAAGAAACACGACCCGCUGCUCAGGGAGUUCCAGGAGGGCCCUCUGCUCUUCCCACCCACCUACAAGUUUGAUAGGAACUCCAACAACUAUGACACCAGUGAGAAAAGACGCAAGCCUGCAUGGACUGACCGCAUUCUGUGGAGGCUGAAACGGCAACCCCAGACCAGACCCUUUACGCCCAAUGUGCCAGUCACCCACUUCUCCCUAUCUCUGAAGAGCUAUGUCAGCCACAUGAUGUACAGCAUCAGUGACCAUAAGCCUGUCACUGGCACCUUUGACUUAGAGCUGAAACCGUUGAUGACUGUCCCACUGAUCACCAUGAUGCCUGAUGGCUUGUGCACCAUGGAGAACGACAUGUUGGUCAGCUACUCCUCAACCCCCAACUUCCACAGCAGCUCCUGGGACUGGAUUGGACUAUAUAAGGUGGGGAUGCGCCAUGUUAAUGACUAUGUGUCCUAUGUCUGGGCCAGGGACAACCAGAUCUCCUUCAGUGACAACCUCAACCAGGUGUACAUGAACAUCAGCAAUAUCCCUGAGACUGAGGAUCAGUUUCUUCUCUGUUAUUAUAGCAACAAUCUGAAUUCUGUGGUGGGGAUAAGCAAACCCUUCAAGAUUCCACUUCGCUUCUUUUUGAAGGAGGAGGAACCGUUGGGUGAGACCCAGCAAGUUCUGAGCCAAGAUGGGAGACCUGACCCAAGUGCUUCAGAGAACAUUCUCCAGGUGCCAUGUGGACAUAGCCUAUUCCACUCCUGCCAAAUGCCUUCUGCUGCUGGUGAUUCAAUAGUUCUCCCAGAAGAUACCUCAGGGAGUUUGCUCUAUGACUGUAACAUCCAUCCUAUAACCUGAGAUAGUCAUUCCAGUUGUUCUACAUUCUAUACUCUACCCCCAGGAGCCAUGUGAUUAAAAAUUGUUCCCCAGCUUCUAAUGA
Messenger RNA from Ictidomys tridecemlineatus (thirteen-lined ground squirrel), 2872 nucleotides. It is a transcript of the gene Inpp5k, whose product is annotated as inositol polyphosphate-5-phosphatase K. NCBI's taxonomy places the organism in Eukaryota, Metazoa, Chordata, Mammalia, Rodentia, Sciuridae. Gene Ontology annotation, biological process: negative regulation of insulin receptor signaling pathway; phosphatidylinositol dephosphorylation; negative regulation of peptidyl-serine phosphorylation. Gene Ontology annotation, cellular component: endoplasmic reticulum; cytoplasm; plasma membrane. The record is from RefSeq and is a predicted model, not a curated record. Gene Ontology annotation, molecular function: phosphatidylinositol-3,4,5-trisphosphate 5-phosphatase activity; phosphatidylinositol-4,5-bisphosphate 5-phosphatase activity; inositol bisphosphate phosphatase activity.